This is a messenger RNA of Rhineura floridana, 3336 nucleotides long. RefSeq names its product ADP ribosylation factor like GTPase 2 binding protein (gene ARL2BP). Gene Ontology annotation, biological process: positive regulation of tyrosine phosphorylation of STAT protein; maintenance of protein location in nucleus. NCBI's taxonomy places the organism in Eukaryota, Metazoa, Chordata, Lepidosauria, Squamata, Rhineuridae. The transcript is spliced from 7 exons. Gene Ontology annotation, cellular component: mitochondrial intermembrane space. The record is from RefSeq and is a predicted model, not a curated record. The coding region runs from base 217 to 705 and encodes 162 amino acids.
UAGCCUUCUGCGAUUGGCUCCCUCCUUCGACACCAACGAUUGGUCGGGGAGGGCUAAGUUACCGGAAGUAGUCGUUUCCUGGGCAACGGGAGGAGGAAGAAUGAGGUAGCGGCGCUUGCAACGAACUCUAUGGGGGAAGGCAGAGGCCUUUGCCCUGCCCGUUGGCCUGCGCGGUGACGUCCCGGUACUGGCUGGAGAGCCGGUGACAACGCAGCAAUGGAAACCUUAGAAGAAGAAAGCUUUGGUGUGUCUAUCUCUUCACCAUCUGAUGCUGAGUUUGAUGCUGUUGUCGGCUAUUUGGAAGACAUUAUAAUGGAUGAUGACUUCCAGCUAAUACAAAGGACCUUCAUGGAUAAAUACUACCAAGAGUUUGACAAUACAGAGGAAAAUAAGCUCAUUUACACUCCUAUUUUUAAUGAAUAUAUCUGCUUAGUCGAGAAAUAUAUUGAAGAAAAGCUCUUGGACAGGAUUCCUGGUUUCAGCAUGUCCGCAUUCACCUUGUCAUUACAGCACCACAAGGAUGAAAUCGCAGGAGAUAUUUUUGACAUGCUUCUCACAUUUACUGACUUCCUGGCAUUUAAGGAAAUGUUCCUGGAUUACAGAGCUGAAAAAGAAGGCCGAGGCCUGGACUUGAGCAGUGGAUUAGUGGUGACGCCCUUAACCAAGUCAUCCAUGUUGCCUUCCCCGAACAGUCUGCAACACUAGCUCUGACCUCCACAAGAGAGUUGUGUUUCCUUGGGACAUCCUGAAUGCUAAGGCAGAAGACGACAGUAGUGGGAUGCCUAAGACUACAACCAAACUACAUUUUGGCAGGCCCAGUCCUUCAUCUUAGCUGCUCAUAUGGAUUGGGUGUCUCCGCAUGAUCAGUGACUAGCAGAACUCCAGGCCUGUUAGAAUAAUGGUGUCUUAGUACUCAAACUUACAGCUGUAUCUGCCAAAUUGGACUUUAUGCCAUGGAGGUCAGUCAGUGCAAUCAUCUGUUUGAGGGCUGCUGAUUUCUUUAAAAGAAAACAAGCACUUCUACUUCAUAGGACAAUAGUAAUGGAAAAUGAGUGUUGAAUGUGGGCAGUUCUAACUGAACAGCCUUUUUUGAAGCUCACAAUCACAACACAUUGGGUGAGACAUCUUUAGCAUAGUUCUGAAUGCCACAUCUUGACUUUUAACAGUAGCAUACGUGAGUGUUUAACGUGAAUAUAUAUUUAGCAUGAAAUUGUUAUUCGUUCUCUAGUAAUUGUGAAGUUGUAUCCAUCCCAUCAACUGACUUUAAUGGUGUUGGUCUUGUAAGGUUGCCACUUGAGCUGGAAAGUAGCAAUGUUACUUUGGAAACCCAAGUUUUCUCCUUCCUAAAAAACAGCACAACAUAUUUUGUUACUACCAACAGUAUGCACUCUGGCACGGACGAAGUGUUCUGCACUGUGGGGGGGGGGUUGAAUCCAAAUCCAAACUUUUAUGGCUCUCAGGGAGCUUUGGGAAUUAUAGUUCUGUGAGGUGCUGCAAUUUCCCCCUACUUUUCAAAAAUAGAACUAGUUUCCCAGGUUCCUCAAAGAUAGUUAAGCUGGUUUUAACUAUCAUAAUUCUCCCCACCAGUGCCACCACGAUUGGUCAGUGAGAAGUUUAGGACUGACUCUACCUGAUUUUUUUGUUCCCUCCCUCCCCCUCAAUAAAAUUACCAAGCUUCUUUCAGGAAAGCAGAUGCCAGUUACUCCCCUUUUUCAGUUUGUGGGGAUGUGUCCUGAGUGAUGUGAUUACACCUGUGAGCUUUGGAAUUUCAUCAGUGUUUGGUUUUCUGAGGUUAAAGAGAACUUUCCCUGUGCAGAUGUUGCUGUGGGUCUAUAUCUUUGCUAGACAUUUUGGAAACCUCAUGUGUCGUGUACAUUGGUGGCUUCCUCCCUGCAUCCUGGCUUAGUCAAAUUAGCUGGUAAUACAUGCCAGUAGUGUUGGAUUAACUCAGUUUACCCCAUCCACAUCUGUUCUUGCUUACCUCAAUAUGGAUCUGUGGAACUCCUGCUGAGAGAGGGGGAGUGACUGCUGCCAUCUUGAAUUAUGGAGUACUAGCCAACAUGAGUAGGAAAUUGAACCCGCCCUCCCCAAAUCCCAGUUGUUCCCAUUUUGCAUGUGUAACCUGCCUUUACUCUUGAUUGGCAAUACAGCAGUCAAAGGAUUUGGUAUGUACCACCGCUCUGUACGCUCCUGUCACUCCAAGGCUCAGCGAUACCUGGGGAGGACCUUUUCCAAAGCCACAUAAUGGAAGUAAGGCCAAAAUGAUUGAUUCCUACAGAUGUACUCGUGGAGCCUUUCAGACUUUAAAUCUUGUUAUUUUUUGGUACAUGCAAAGUUAAGUGGUUCUUGCAAUGAAGUUGCGGUCUUACACUGUGAUCCUUUGGGUGACAUACAGUACUUGCCUGGCAAAUCCUGAAUUUGAUAUAAAUCUUGUGGGAGAGAGACAGGAGCAGCACGGUGUCUUUAAACCAAUGAAAUUUUACUUUUGCAAUUGCUGGUGUUUUUCUUUCACGAUUGUAUUCUGUAGUGUUGUAAGGCUGUACACUGGUCUGAGAUUGGAUUGGCAAGCUCCUCAUCCUGAAGCAAACUAUGCAUUGCAAGGGAUGUGUAUGAUAACUGUGUGGCUAGCAUUUAUUCUCGCAGGUUCCCAUGUAUAUUAAAAGAGGAGUAAUCUUAUCCCCAUACCUUGAAGGUAAUGCUCUGUUGGCAUUUGGCCUUAUUAACAUUGAAAUGGGCAAGGAGUGCAUUUUCAAACAGUGCUGCAGAAGCAUGCUGAAAAUAUGAAUGACAGUAUUUAUCUUGGUGCUGUCUGCUUUUUAAAAUCCAAUCUUGGUCAGCAAAUGGGUAGCAAGGAAUGGAGUGCGACAUCAGAUUCUGAGCUGCAACUUCCUCCUUUCCCGCAGCACCAGCUUCAUUUCAGAGGCAUUGCCUUUCAGUGCCCAAAUAUUCAGAGCUGCUUUGAGGAGAGCUGCAAGGAAAGGACGUUUCAUUUUCUAAUCUCACCUAAACCAGCUUGAGGUACAUUGGAUUUAUUUUUAUACAGGCUGAAUGGAACUUCAAAAGAUGCCCUUACAGUACUGGAUAGUCCUAAGAAAUCCUUGGAGGACCACAUCAAAAGCAUUAUGUGUGCAAUCACUACGGAAACCCCAUCGGUCAAGAGCUUCCGUGUGAAUGCUGGCAUUUCUUGGUGUGUUAACCGUUAGCUGUCUUCUGUUGAAUGUAGCUUCAUGCUAAGAAUCAAUCCAUGUGCUGGUGGCAAAGGAAAUGCUCUGGACAAACUAAAACUGUAUUGUUUUGUGUUUGAUUAAAUGACCAAAUAAAAUAAUAUCCUCUCUC